CCGGCCGCAGCGACGCACGCGCGCGCCCUCAUACCCUGCCACUGAAAACUCUGGAUACAACGCUGCUAAUUUGAAAUGACCGGUUCUAGACACGAACGCUCGCGAUCUACCUGUGCUUCAAGAGUGUUUGCUCUGUAGUGAUUCCACUAAUUGGUGCUUUUUAGUGUGUGUCGCCGGGAAUGUACGAGAAGUCGCGAUGGACAACUUUACAAUGGCCCAAAUUGCAUUAAAUGGGUAAUUGCUGUGCUGAUACAAACAAUUUAACAAACCAUGAACAGUGAUACAAAAAGAAUGAUCUUUUCGACCGUGACGUAACAAAAAACGCCGGCAAAAUGAAAAACAGCGAGGAGUGUUUAGACUGACGGGACAAGUGAUUUUGAUAAAUAAAAACAGUGUGAUAUUUAUUGAUCUUAUUUAAAUAUUAAGUUAUUAAUAUAAAAGACAUUGUGUUAAUACAAAGUAAUUGUAAAUAUUGACAAAUAGUGAUAAAAAAAGGAACUAUUCAUAAGGAGAAAAAGAAACAAGCCUGCUGGCGGGCGUUUAUUGGGACUUGUCAACCGUGCAGCAGACUCAGAGUGACGCGUCGGCGGCCAUCGCAGGCAUGGGAAUCAAAGUCAUGAUGAAAGCUUUCAAUAAGCCAAAAGACAUCCCAUCGCAGGUGCCGCCGCUCACGCCCGGCACCAAUAAGAAGAUGGCCGAGGCGCUGAAGGCCACCUUUGCUUCUUGGGAAAAGGAGCAACUGCGCCUCGGCGUCCCCAAAGAUCCCCGACAAUGGAGCGAGGGUGCUGUAGCGGCGUGGCUCCGUUGGGCUGCCCGGGAAUUCUCGCUCGAAGGCGUGGCGCUACAACAGUUCGCACGUGCGCAAGGCAAAGACAUAUGUGCCAUGGGACGAGAGGAGUUCGUCGCCCGCGCACCAGCCUUCAUGGGCGACAUACUUUGGGAGCAUCUGGAAAUACUGCAGAAAGAUGUAGAAAAAGAGCGUUCGUUGCUCGCGAACGUGCCGCCGAAUAUGUACGAGAGCAACGUAUGCCUGCCCGAGCUGCCGGACUACAUACCGCCGCCUCCGGCCCACCACUACAACAACAACAACAAUACUGGAGGCUACACAACAGGAGGGCCCCGCGAAACAAACGCCUAUGGGUAUACAGAGGCAACAAGUGGUGCGGCGGCACCAGCGUCGGCGCCUGCGCCCGCGGCUGCCUCCCCUCUCGACGAGUACUACCAGCCGGAGUACCCGCCUGCGCCCCCAGCGGCCCCCGCUCAGCCCUACCUCGAGGACUACUACCACCACGCACACACGCACACGCAGCCCUUGCUCACACACGAGCCAAAAUACCAACCACAUACGUAUACGAAACCAUAUCCCAGAGGUGGCGGUGGAAGGUACGGUGGCGAGGGUUACGGCGAAAGUUACGCGCCGGAGUACGGCGGCGGGUGCGCCGAGUGGGGCGAGUGGCCCGGUGAACAACACGCCCUCAUACCGCAGGACAAGCUUGCGUACCCCGCAUCAGGACCAUGUUUCACUGGUUCAGGCCCAAUCCAGCUGUGGCAGUUUCUGCUAGAGCUGCUCACCGACAAGAGCUGCCAGGGGUUCAUCUCAUGGACUGGAGAUGGAUGGGAAUUCAAACUUACCGACCCAGACGAAGUGGCGAGGCGUUGGGGCAUUCGUAAAAACAAGCCGAAAAUGAACUAUGAAAAACUGUCGCGUGGUCUGCGCUACUACUACGACAAAAACAUUAUCCACAAGACGGCCGGCAAACGUUACGUCUACCGCUUCGUCUGCGACUUGCAAAGCUUGCUCGGGAUAUCUCCGGAACAAUUACACGCUAUGUAUGAACCCAAAAUGGAGAAAAAAGACGACGACUGAGCAACUCUUGCGCGUCUCGAUCGCAAUUCACUUCCAAUCCACGGCGAUCGUCACUCACAAAUAUGUACUAGUUGAGCUCAGGCAGCGAGAUCAAUAUUAAACACUCUGAUGUCAUAAAAAUACCCUUCACAUAGUAAUGUCCGUACGCGUUGUGUUCCUUUACCUUUAUACACAUAUAUUUUAUAGUGAAAUAAACUAAGAAUUAUGUACAUGAAAAUAUUAUAAUGAUGAAAUUAAAAGAGCUGCUUUAUGGAAAAGUGAUCACAUAAUUAUAUUUUUUUUUUAAAUUGGCAAUAUAAUAUCUACUUUUCUCAUAUUAUUUCUAACCAUAAACAAUCACUGAGAUUCCAAUUAAGAAGUGAAAAAAAAAAUUAUAUCUAUCAAUGUUACUUGUCACACACGAUCUGUAGAUAGAAAACAUUUAAAAAAUUCCUACAAACGAUAUUUCGCGCCAUAAAUUCAGUUAACAAGAACAUUAAUAGAACGUAACAAAUAUGUUUAUCUACCACUAAUUAUGGUAUUAUUCUUAAACUCAUAUCAAAUAGCCAUUAAAGUAUAUUUCGUAACGAUGUCGAAUUUGAUCUCAUACACAACCACCAGUGAAAUAUUUUUAACUUUUUUACUAACUACACUACGGCCAAAUCAGUAUCCUUAUUAUGCCUUAUUAUAUGGACAGACAGUCUGUAUUACUCGUAUACUCACAUUUUAUAUUGAUUCUUUAAAUCUUAGUACCAGAAAGACCAAUGGUGCCUUAUCACAACUGAUUGUUAAUCAUUUUUAAAUAAAAAAUAAAUAUUAUUUGCGUCUCGUUUGAAUCAUCCAGUAUUUAAGAGGCAGUAACUUCUUAUUAAUAAUUUCAAAUUCAACUGUAGUUAUGUACCGAAACCAGGUACAUUGCGAAACUGAAAUUAUCGAAAAAAGUCAACGGGCGAAACUAUUUAGUGUUAAAAUAGUAAAAUUCUGCUAUAAUUUUACAAUAACUGUAAAUAUAAGUUAAUUUUGUUACUUUAUAAAAAUAAUUAGGUAUUAUAUUAUAAUAGGUAUUAAGUGUUGUAUGUUUGAUUGGCAAAUUGUUGCAAUAUGCGGUUAAAUAAAUUCAUAGAUAGGAUGAUGACGGACAUAAAAUUGUUUCUUUAGUUACAAUUAAUAUUUGUAAAGUCCAAAGAUUUUCAAAUCAAUAUUGUAUACCUAUUCACUAAUUGGUAAAAUGUGGAAUUACCAAAGGACUUUGUAAUCGUGUAAAUUCUAAAAUAGACACAUACCUACCUGUACUUUCCACCUGUACCCGAAUUACUUAAUGUUUGUUAUGAAGGUGAUGAAAAUUUUAUCUGUGUCAUGAUGCAUAUCUUAUAAUCAAAUUGUUAAGCAACACCGGGUGACGUCAUUAGUCGCUGAUCUCGUGGUAAGGGAUUGUAAUGUCUUACUAGUUAUGAAAUUAAUUAGUUGUAUUAUUUUCAAUUUUUAUAGAUCCUAGCAUACACCGAAGAUAUUUCGAUAAGUUUAUUUUGUAAAGUAUUUCUCCAUCAAUAUCAUACUCUUUUUCUUGUCAAGUGCAAUGCGUUCGGUAGGAUAAAUUAUAAGGAACUUUUACAUUAUUUGUCGAAGGUGCUCUAUGUUUCUGAACACAAUAUAAGAAUAAAUUAUAAAUAUCGUCUUCCCUGUCAAUUAAUUUUAGGUCCGUUCCCUUGUAAGGUACAGUGACUUCUAUUCGGUCGCCAUUUAAGUAAGUACACAUUAGUUUCCAAACUAACAUGUUCAUUGGUACAGAGUACUGAAUUGUGGUAUCUAUGUUUUAUUAAUAUAAAGAUUUUAGUCGCGCUCUGAAACAACAGAGAAUAAGAUAUGGAAUAAGUGAUGUAUGUGCCGCAUAUUCAGGCUUUCCCUUUACAUAAAGCGUUGCAUGCAUAUCUGCAUGUAAAUUAUUCGAUGUAUGUGUAAACCUGAAUUCCACACAAACGCCAUUACCAAGUGAUACCUAUUUGUAGUUACGGCCAAAUUUUGAAUGUAUAAGUGUCGUUGUAUGUAUUGAUGGAAGAUAUAAAUUUAAAUAUAUAUAUUUACGAAAUCA
Molecule: messenger RNA, 3935 nt
Organism: Galleria mellonella (greater wax moth)
Lineage: Eukaryota; Metazoa; Arthropoda; Insecta; Lepidoptera; Pyralidae
Gene: pnt
Product: ETS-like protein pointed
Exons: 10
Coding region: 602-1867 (421 amino acids)
Biological process (GO): regulation of transcription by RNA polymerase II; cell differentiation
Cellular component (GO): nucleus
Molecular function (GO): DNA-binding transcription factor activity, RNA polymerase II-specific; sequence-specific DNA binding
Source: RefSeq, a predicted model, not a curated record